Lytechinus pictus (painted urchin) is the source of this 3942-nucleotide messenger RNA. Its product is annotated as E3 ubiquitin-protein ligase MIB2-like. The transcript has 6 exons. NCBI's taxonomy places the organism in Eukaryota, Metazoa, Echinodermata, Echinoidea, Temnopleuroida, Toxopneustidae. The coding region runs from base 365 to 808 and encodes 147 amino acids. Gene Ontology annotation, cellular component: cytoplasm. The record is from RefSeq and is a predicted model, not a curated record. Gene Ontology annotation, biological process: protein ubiquitination.
GGUGCUCGGGACAGUGGUUAAACGUGAACAGACAUCUGAGGAAAGAGUCAAUGUCCAAAUAGCGGUUGCGUUUUCAUCUUCACCAGAUUGGAUAGACAUCACUAAGAUCUUCUGCACACUGUCAGGCUCUGGCGGCCAGGUUUAUGACGGGCAUCUACCGAAUCUUGGAGAUCUGGAGGCUUUGAAUGAAGGAGACAACGUUCUGGUAACCGCGACUCCUGCAGAAUUGGAGACACUUCACAAACGCAGAGGCCUGUGGAAGCCUGAGAUCGCCAGCACAUAUCGAAAGAAGGGCUUUGUGAACAGAAUAACCCAUACUGGCGACUUCACCGUGACUUUCCAUGAUAGCCAAGAAACAUUCACCAUGAAUUCUGCAGCUCUAAGAAAGGUUCAUCGACUUUGUCUUGGUCAACUUGUCAGAGUAAAUGAUGAUAUGGAGAUGGUCAAGAGAUUACAGUCUGGGCACGGUGGAUGGACUUCAGCUAUGAAACAGGCUCUUGGUGCUGUUGGGAGAGUGAUAGAGAUUGACGGUUCCGAUAUUCGGGUUAAGCUGACGGAAAACAAAAAGUUAAUUUUCAGUUCUGCUAACUUGACACCAGAACGGAUUCGUGUUCCUAAACCGAAAGACCCCAACUUCGAAGAAAUGUUUCGCGCUCAUGAUCGGAUCAUGAUGGAUCCAGCAAUGGAGUUGAUUACAGCUUUAACUCUUGGUGAUAUCAAAGAAGCGGAGCGCAUACUGGCUCGACACCCGGAAUGGGUAAGUUUAUACUCCUUUCCCUACAUUGGUUAUGAUAUAUUUCCAAAAUGAUCUUCAUUACUGCGUGUUUAUUCAGUCAUUCAUUGCUACCUAAUAUUAGUUACAUCUGGAAAACCGAGGUCCAACCGAGGCGUACUGUACCUCUACCAUUUUUAACUUUGCCAUUUUUACUUCUGCCAGUUUUACCUUUGCCAUUUUUACCUCUGCCGUUAUUACCUUUGCCAUUUUUAUACCGACCCAAACCUAUUGGCCCAUUUCACUGCUGUCUUGCCAUUAUAGAUGCGAACCACAGUUCAGAACAGUGACCCGAACUCUACGAUCCGACAGUAAAUAUGAAUGCACGCCUUUGUUUUGGUCGUAGAGGGAGCUAUUUAGAAUAGAUUCUUCGGUCUUUCGACAGAAAUUAAGACUUGCAGGAAAGACGAACAAAAGAACGGUGGCAUCAAUGGGCCUUUGAUGGCGGCCGUUCCUUUGAAGACAAGGGAACGUUGGGCGGGAAAGCCGAAGCGAAAACCCGGAUGCGGUAAGAACGAUGAAGAACGGUGCAUGGACUUUUGACAAACUCCCUAAGGAAAUGUACCUUUCCACAAUCUGCAUGGAUACAUAAAAUUCUUCCACAAUAGUCUUUGUAUAUUUGUCUAAUGUUUAUAUCUAAUCCAUUUCUAAAAAGGAAGGCGACUCCUUUGCUAUGCGUCGUUCCAUGACAAAAUAGUAUAUUGCCACCCCAUUCACUUGCCCAGGAGCUUUCAUCCUUUUGGCAACUAUGGGUCUCCUGCAACAUUACAAUAUCUACGUUUUAGGCCAAAAAUAUCCUGCUAGAUCAAUCAAUACUAUUUCAGCUCACUUGUAUUUAUCGUUGUCUGUGACGAAUACUUUUUAAAGAGUCCUUUUUCAGUUUUGAAAAGUACGUAUGCUGGUACAUUGAAGGGUAUAAUUGCGAAGAAACCUUGCUCUCUCAGUUUUCUCUUUACUGGAAGUAGCUUCUUUCUAUCAUCUCUCACUGAUAUUGCAACAUCAUCUGUAAUGAAUAUCUGUUUACCCUUCAUUCUUUUUUCUUUCAGAGAUGACGCAGCAGAUUUUAGAACUCUUUCACGAUCUCGGAAUCUCAAGAAAGCCACAUGAAUUGGCCGAGGUGGUGUUGAACUAGCUUCUAUCUGAUAUUUUGCCUUUUUCCCUGUAGGACUUCUGUAUGCUCUUUCUAUCUCUAUUGCAUCUCCAUUUUCCAAUUUCAUAAAAUUUGUUAUGGUAUCUGAUAUGAAAUCUGCACAGCCGUCAGAACUAUCCUCAGCUCCUUCGGGAAUACCCCAAAAUACAAGGUUAUUCCGUUUCAUCCUACUCUCCAUGUCAUUGCAUCUUUCUUCUAUAUUGUCUAUCUUUCUUAGCUUCUCUUCACCAAAUUCUCUCUUUUGACUCUUUAUUUCCUCAAUUUCAUUCAUGGCAUAUUCAAGGCUAUUCUCAAUAUCUCCUAAUUUCCGCUUAGUGGUAGAGAAUUCUACUUCCAUGUGUUGAAAUUUCGAUUCCAUAGUAUCUAGCCGUGUAAUCACGCACUCGAGCAUAGAAGUUAUCUUAUCAAGCUUACCGUGUACAUUGCUGCUAUCAGUCCCACUCGCAGACUCUUGGGAUGGAAAUGAAUCAGGUGCCUCUUUUGAGAGCGGAGCCCGGGGGGGGGGGGGGCACUCAAUAUAUAAUCCAUAGUGGGUAUGUGCCGCAGAGGGGACCCCCAUUUUUACACUCAAAUUUCCGUUCCAGGGCAUAGCAUUUUCAUCUUAUUAAGAAAAAGAACUAAGAAAGCCGCUCCGAAGCAUAGCAUUUUCUUCUUAUCGAGAGAAAGAAAGAAAAAAAAUCAGCUCCAAAGCUUCGCAUAUUUUUCGUUACGCCGUUCCGGUCACAUUGAUCCGCCACAAUGAGCUGCAAUUUUGGUGAAAAGCGGCCGCUGAGCGAUGUCCGACCAUCGCCUCUGGGCUAGCUGCAUACACGUAUGCCCGUUCCAUAGGGAUGCAAACGCAAGCGACCCGUUCCAAGGACCCCCGUUUUCACAAGCAUUUGUAGUUCCGAAGCCCGUUCCGAGGACCCUCCUUAAGUCCGCUCCAAGGCCCCCGGUUUUUGUCUUGCCCGCGGCACACACCUACCAAGUUUUUGGUCGAGUGCCUCCCCCCCCCCCCCCCGGGGGAGCGGAGAGGCCAUUUUUUAUUGUAUCCUCGUCGAUUUUCUAGUCUUUACAUUCGAAUCCCCGGGCUUCGUGCCCGUCUUUACUAGAAAACGCUCCAGCGUGUCGAUUUCGUCACCUCAAUCGUGAUGAUCGUGAUGUCGCGCGGUUAGGACGUAUAUUCCUGUAGCUCUCUUUCUGACCUUUUAGGUCUCUUUUUGUAGCUAGCUGGAAUUAUUCCAGCCUGAAUUUUUACCACUUUGAUUUAUUGGGAAUUUGUGGAACUGAUUUUGAUGCAUUUUACAGAGGGUCAGAGUAGAUUUUAGGUGAAUAUUGUGAACUGGAGCUCAACAGAAAGGCUUGAUUCAGCCCUGCAGAUACACUAGUCCCGCACACUGAUUUUGGUGUAGGGUUCUACUGACCCUGCUUCUGCAUGCAAGUUUGCCCCGGGGACCUCGACACAGUACGUGUUCGGGCUGCCGCAGUAACAUUUAUAGGGUCUUACCUGCACAUUGAUCUACUUGCAUUCUUACAAUCGAGACUACAACAAAGUGUCAAGUCUACAUUCUGCAAGUUUAAUGAUGAACUAACUAAGUCUAAGCCAAGGUAAAACCUGUCUGUACUUAUUUGUUGCUGUCUCAACUGGUACUGUAGUUGUACUGUGUCUGUGUAGUUUAGCGCAUGUACUGUCCUGUUGCUGUCCUGUUUACUGCCCUGCAUGCAUCUAUUCUGCCUGUGUUUGUGCACCAUUCAACUCUCUAUAAACUUUUUUUUCACAUCUACUGCAUGAAUCAGUCAAUAUUUCUGCCUGCUUAUGGUAUGUUAUGUGUCUCCCUUUCAUCGAAAAGUGCUACAUCAUCUUAUAACACACUUCUGCUUCACACAUGUGGUCAUUUUUCAUACAUGUACAUGCAUCUGUUGGCUUCCUACAGGCUAUAAUCAUCUACCUGCCUCACUUAUCCAUAUUCAAAUAUUGAUGAUCAUCUAAAGUUAGACAUACCGGUACUUGAGUCUCAUCUCAACCUGUGUCCUUGAACCU